UCAGAAGCCGCAGCCAAGUACGCCCAUGUUCUCUUGUUCGCCGUUGUUGUUGUUUUGGGCGGCGAAAUGAGCAGAUUUGUUUGUAAACUAUUACAGAGUGUUAAACAAACCAAUUCGGGGUGCAGAUACCUUUCCCUGUCAGCUUUGCGAAAUGCAGAAAGUGGAACUAAGGAUGCGACACCUGCUCGCACAGUUUUGGUGGAGAAGGAUUCGCACAUAACAUUAAUUGGCCUAAACCGCGAGCAACAGCGGAACUCUAUUGAUGCCAACACCGCUGAGCAAUUAACCGAAGCUAUAAGCCAAUUCGAGGCAGAUGAUACUUCCCCCGUAGGUGUACUAUAUGGCAUAGGUGGCUCCUUCUCCGCUGGUUACGAUUUGGAGGAACUGGAGGCGGAAGCACAGCGCGGGAGUCUCAACUUUCUGUUGCGUCACGAGGGCUCCAUUGGACCAACAAGGCGGCAUCUCCGAAAACCAAUAGUUUGUGGUAUCAGUGGAUUCUGUGUUGCUGGAGGAGUUGAACUGGCUCUCAUGUGUGAUCUUAGGGUAAUGGAGGACACUGCUGUCCUGGGAUUCUUCAACCGACGCCUAGGCGUUCCCCUUAGCGAUGGUGGAACUGUUCGCUUGGCCGCUGCUGUGGGCUACUCCAAUGCAUUAGACAUCAUUGAAACAGGGAGGCGCGUCUACGCCACGGAAGCCAGGCGAAUGGGUCUAGUAAAUCGAAUUGUGGCCACGGGCACAGCUUUGGGUCAAGCCGUCAACCUGGCCUUCUCCAUAGCCAAGUUCCCAAUGGCUUCCUUGAUGCACGACAGGAAUGCUUUGCUGGAAAAUGCCAAUGCCUACAACAAACACGGUUUUCAUGUCGCCAGCUACAACGAAAUCAUGAAUGUAACUUCAGACAUGAUUACAGAUAUGCAGGAGGGCGUAAAGCGCUUCAAGAACUCUGAGACAAAGGGCCCCAAAACCGACUCGUGGCACAUAAAGGAAAAAACCAUUCCAGAUUGGGAAAAAGCCGAAAUUGAGAUCGAAAUUCAAAAGCAGAAGACAUGAUACUGCUCCAUCGAAAUAUUUUUAAAAUCUCCGGAUAGUUGCAAUUCUUUGUUGAUAUUUAUAAAACGAAAGCCUUUAUUCACGUAAAAUACAUUUAUUUAAUGAUUUAUGUAGUUGACCGCCUAAA
Messenger RNA from Drosophila ficusphila, 1174 nucleotides. Its product is annotated as probable enoyl-CoA hydratase. The transcript has 2 exons. The record is from RefSeq and is a predicted model, not a curated record. Lineage: Eukaryota; Metazoa; Arthropoda; Insecta; Diptera; Drosophilidae. Bases 67 to 1047 code for a protein of 326 amino acids.